AUGGCGAGAAUAUGGUAUCGCACGUUUCGAGAUUUCUUCUCUAUCCGUCGACUGUGGCUCUUCCCGUUACUCGCGGGGACUUUUUGGUUUCUAACUCUUACUAUCCUGCUAGUCCGCUGGCUAGCUAUCGGCCGCCCUCAAUAUCCCGGACAAAUGAAUCCCUACGUACCGUUUAUUAGCGACAUUGCUGCGCAUCAGUUCAAACCUGUGUUCAUCAUAGGAUGCUGCGCAACAGGAAUCACAUUCAUCGGGACCAUGUUCGCGGUCCACCACGUCCGUUACUCGCCCCAGUUUUAUGGGUUGACGGACGAUUGGCCCUGGAGACAGACUGCUAGUCUUGUUGCUCAGAUAGCAGGUCUAGCUGCCGCGAUAAGUUUGACGAAUCUUAGUAUAUUCGAUACAGAUGAUGCGCAUAAACGCCACCGUCAUCUUCUCAUGGGCACGUUUGGAGGAUUGUUCGUGAGCGCGGUGAUUACGACUGUGGUAUGGUGGGACCAGCUUUCGGGCCCCACUGUCUUUAAAGGGCUGCGGAAAUGGUGUAUUUUUAAUACGUUUUUGGUGCUUUGCCAGUUCGGCUGUGGGCUCGCGUUUGUGAUUUUAAUGUACGAUGGCCAGUUCAAAGCGUCGGGAAUCCUUGAGUGGUGUCUGACUUAUUUGGGCUCUUUCUGGUUGCUGUCGUUUGUUGGAUAUACGAUGUUCCGAGAAGGCGAAGAGCCCAUAAUUGAGGGCGAGAACGAGAGACAGCCCUUGCUCGCUUAA
Messenger RNA from Hypoxylon trugodes, 759 nucleotides. Its product is annotated as Frag1/DRAM/Sfk1. Bases 1 to 759 code for a protein of 252 amino acids. The record is from RefSeq and is a predicted model, not a curated record. The transcript has 3 exons. NCBI's taxonomy places the organism in Eukaryota, Fungi, Ascomycota, Sordariomycetes, Xylariales, Hypoxylaceae.